AUGUUAUGUUUGGAUAAAGAGGAUGAGAUAAAAUUUUCCAAAAAAGUCUACGCGCCGCGAAAUAAGCAGGGGGGGAGCAAACGCCCCAUUAGUGGGGGUGCAGUGGACAAGAGGGUGCACCUCCGCAAUGGUCAACAUGGGCAACAUGGGCAAAAUGGCCCAAGUGAUCCCAGUGGCCUGAGUGGCCCAAAUAACACGCUGCUCACCGGAAACGCACCGAACAGCAGCACCGACGAAACAUUCACUGAUGAAGUAAUUUACAUAAACACCAGCUCGUGCAACUCCUUCGUCUUUAUAAUCACGAAAAUUUGCUUCUAUGUGUUUGACAAUUACGAUUUUUCCUUCGUUACUUUAUACGCUUUAAAAUAUGACAAUGUUGAAAAGUACGGGUACCACAACAAGGUGGUUUUGUCGCCCAUUGACAACACUAUAUAUAUAGUCAGCACAAAUUUGAAAUAUGUGUAUGCGUACAAUAUAGCGAACAAGAAGGACGUUGUUAUGUUGGAUUAUGAAAAGAAUGCACACUCGAUAAAUAUUUUGGAAUAUUCUGAUGAUGACUCGAGCGAAAAUGAAAAUGAAUAUUAUGCUUACAUCACUUAUAUUAAGAAAAAGUAUAGGAGAAAAAAAAUACAUAAAUAUGUGUGUAUAAAACUGUUGACCGUUCUGUACCUCCCCAUUCCCUCCAAUUGCUUGAUGAUAACGAAAAAUAACAUUUUAUUUUUUUCAUACAACACGGAUGAAAUAUUUAUUUCGGAAAAUGUGAAAUCUGUCUUGGCUGCCACUUCGCGUCAGACCAGGGCGCCGCCUCGAAGGAGCGUUAUUCCCAACGAGGGAAAAAAUGACACAAAUAACAAGAAAUUGCUUCCAAACGGAAACAAGGGUGACAGUAACAAUAGUGUUAACAAGGUUGUUAUUAACACACAGAUUGUAAGCCUUAAGGGAAUUUAUUUUAGGAGAAGAGUAAGGGGGGGCAAAAGAUUGGCAAGAACAACUAAAGAGGAAAAUAAUAAAAUAUGCAGAGGGAACCAAACCCGUGCAGAUACGGAACACAUUUUGAGUCUGCUCGAACGAAUUAAGGAAAAACAAAAAUUGAAAAAAAAAACUGGUCUUGUGUAUUAUUCCCCCAAAAAAGGGUGGAAAGUUCGGGUGCGCGUGGGGAAAUUUCCCGCCCUUCAACAUGUGGAGGCGUACUGCGACCAACUGAGACGCGGCUUGCUUCCAUCACGCGGGGGUGACACGGUAAAACGGAAGAGGGAAAAAAGAAGGAGCAACAAUAAUGCCAAUCGAAGCGGUGAUGGCAAUCGAAGUGGUGAUGUCAAUCGAAGCGGUGAUGUCAAUCGAAGCGGUGAUGCCAAUCGAAGCGGUGAUGCCAAUCGCAGCGGUGAUGCCAAUCGCAGCGGUGAUGGCAGUACCAGUCGGACGAAGCGCCAGUCGGGCUGGAAGACCUGCAGACCCACCUACCUGCACAGCGCCAACCGAGAAAACAACCUGUACAAGUUCAUAAAGAGUAAAAAAGUCGGCAUAACGAAUAAGCACAUGAGAAGAAUCGCCAAAGAAGGAAUAGUAAAGGUAGAAUUUAGCGAGCAUAAUGAUUAUGUGUUACUACUGAGUCACGAGGGAGAUUUUUACAUUUUCUCAUUUUUUCGUCGUUUUUUCAAUGUUCCGAAAAGUGAGUCCUGUUACCAUUCUGGGAGGAAAGUCCACACGGGGCAUUUCAAAGGGGAGAAAGUGGCAAGCAGAGAAGGUCCAAAAAUGCAAAAAAAAAAAAGGCAGGAACGGAGGGAGCAAAGAAGUAGUCCUAACCCGUGCACAAGUGCUAAAUAUGACAAAGGAGAUGCCACUCACAAUGGAGAUGUAACAAUCCCCCAUAAUGAAAUCCAAUGCAGCGAUAACGAUGUAAGGAAGAAAAAACCUAAACCAGUGAUUGGCAUUUACGUGGGUUCCUCUAUAAUAGACGUAAGCAUGAACAUUUACAGAAAAAUGAUCCUAGUGAUAACUCAAAAUUUGAUCAUAAAAGCAUAUGGGACUUAUCCAUACGUGUGCAAACAUACAUUCCAAAAGAGCAUAUUUACAAUAGACACAUUUAAUGCGUGGAGCAAUUCAUACCAUUACUACAACUUCGUGCUGUGGAACAAGCAACAUAAUUUUUUUCUCAUUUCUGUAAAUCAAAACAGUUAUUACAUUUUUAACACGAAUGGAACUUUGUAUUAUUCGAUGAAACAGGACUCUUCCUCCCAUGAUGGAUCAAACGAAAAUAUGGACUACCUAAAAAAUAAUCAUCAGGAUGGUUCUCCUCAUCGAAAUGAUGAUAAAGGGAGAGAUUCUUCACCUCCACCUGGGGUAGCCUCUCCAGAUUGUGUUCCUCCCAAGGGAAGAGCAAAACAUAGAAGAUCCUCAUUCUGCAGCAAUCGAUUAGUCAACCGUAAAAAGAAUAGCAUAAAACACGCACAUGUAAACAUAUCCUUUGUCUUUAAUGAUUUCAAACUGUUUCAUGCCAAUGGGAAGGACGAAAGGAACCACUACAUCAAAGUAAAAAAUGUUUUGUACCUAAAUGACAUAUAUAGUAAUAGCAAAACAUUCCACUAUAAUAGUAAUUACUACACAAAUGAGAAAAGUCAGAGGGUAUAUAUUGGAUUAAAUAACAUUGUCAUGUUCGAUACGAACAUUAAUAAUUUUAAUUUGAGUAAUCACGAGAAGAAUGUACUGAACAUAAAGGAAAUUAUAACUCCUUUUAAGUACGUGAAGAAGUGCUACUCAAACUUUAGCAACACGUAUAUGCUAAUAAUUUUUAAGUCAAUCUGCAUUUACAGCUUUCAAAAAAAAGCCUUUUCAUAUUUUGUUGAUGAUUAUCUCAAGUUUUUUUUUCAUAACUAUCCUACAGGAUGGUUGUUUGAUGAUAUUUUUUUUGUUACAUGUUUGCACAAUAAAUAUGAUGAGAAUAAUUUUCGGCACUUCAAAAGGAAGGACGACUUGGGUGCAGGGAGGGGUAGCAUAUUUUUCAGGAGGGCCAUGACUGGCGAGGGCAACAUGAGCUUCGAGUUGUUUAGCAUGGAUUACGGGACUGCGGAGGUGCGAAUCACGCGCGAUGGGGGGGGAGAAGCAGGUGGAGAGGAAGGAGCAAACGGAGAGGAUGAAGCAGAUGGAGAGGAAGGAGCAAACGGGGAGGAUGAAGCAAACGGAGAGGAUGAAGCAAACGGAGAGGAAGAAUCAAACGGAGAGGAUGAAGCAAACGGAGAGGAAGAAUCAAACGGAGAGGAUGAAACAAACGAAGAGAGCGAAUCGUUCGAGUCGAUCGAAUCAGACGGGUCAUCCAGAUCGUCCAAAUCGAACGCGGAGGCAACCCCAUCUCUAGGAGGUCCCCCGAGGGGCAAAGACAUCCGCGAAAAAACGGAGAUCCCCAAAGCGAACACAGAUAGAGACCACCGCACUGUGGAGGAAUCGAAGUUGCUAAACUAUCUCUUCAACAUCAACCAUAACGAAUCGGACAUGUACUACAAAUACUUUGAGGAGUAUUUUAACACCAACAAGGGGAACAUAUACUCGAAGCCGUUCUCCGUGUUUUACAAUAAUUUCUUCCUCAAGGAAGAUGAGAACGUGUUUUUAGGGGCUUAUCUCAUGGAAGAGCGCAGGGGGGAGGAGGAGGUAACUCUUCCCGGGGAGAACCCCCCCCAGGGAGAAGUACCCUCUGAAGAUGGUGAAAAAGGGCCAAGUGAUGAACAAAACCCACCCCAUACUGCAGAACCAUACAGUGAUGAAAAAACACACCUUGCACAUAACUACUACAGCGAGUUACAAAGGAAAUUGAAUGCUUACGCAGAAUCGAGCGAAAACGUGGGUAACGUGGAAGAUGGGCAGAAUGUUAGCGAAAGGAAAAAGCACCGCAGCAGUGAAGACCAAAACGGGGAGAGCAGUUUUUCUUACGAAAGUAGCACUUCCCUACAGAGUGAUGCAACAAUUAUUAGCAAAAAUAAUUUCUAUUAUAUCAUAUACCUUUAUAACAUAAAUAAUGCCCUGAGGUUUAGCAACUACACGUUGUCUAUAAAGCUGUUGUAUAGGCCUAUAUUGACCCAUGUUUACUACGACAAAAGUCACCUAGCGGAGGAGGACGACGGAGAGAGAAUAGGGGAGACAAACAAACAUUCCAACGAGUCAACCUCGGCGAAUACAUCCAGAAUGAACCACAUGAUCAGCGAAAGGUUUUUAAUAGUGCUGGACGCAUUUUACAAUUUAUUGUGCUUUAAAAUUAGUAAAGUAAAAAGCAAAGAUGGAGAUAAGCAGGAAUAUUUUCUAAAAUCGGAAAACAUUUUUAUUUUGCCUCUAAAUAGGGACAACAGAUUUAUUGAGCCACGGUGCUUCUAUACACUGUUCGACAUCUUCCAUUAUGUGUUUCUUAAUUAUGACAAUUCUGUUCACUUUCUGCAUAUUUAUGUAGACAGCAACAAUUGUUACGAUUUUGAAUUUACUCGCACUUUCAGCACCAGAGUAGACUACCUUGAAAUUGUAAAGGGGCAGAAUUACUUGAAUUACUACGCACUACCAACCCCAAUAAAAUAUAUGUGGCCCCUGCCAAGCUAUUACACCUAUUUGCUGUACUACUAUGUGCUUUACGUAUUGUAUGGAAUUAAUCGGGCUUCUAAGAAGGAGAAGCGUGCAAAUUUUACAAACGGACUCUCUGCAAGCACGAAGGGGGGAACGGUGAAUGGUGAGAGGAACAACCAACGGGGGAGAAAAAUAAAUGCAAACAAGAAGACGCAGAAUAAGGAAAAUGCCCCAAUGAUAGGAUCAUUAAACGGGGCAGCAGAACCAUCUGUGGGAAGUGCUAACCAUUUUGAGAAAUUGGAAAACUGUCAACCAUGCGAGUGUUCAGUCGAAGCAUCCUCUUUUGACUUUUUCACGCUGAGCCCAUCGGAGGGGAGCAAACCAAACAAGAAGGGUAAAUUAUUUGAGAGCAUUUUCAAGGAUAAGCUAAAUAAACACUCAGAAAAUUAUAAAAGCCUGGUUGGAUUAAAAAAAAAGAUGAAUUGUGUAGACUUGAACCAAUGGGAAGGAUCCAAAAAGGAAGCGCUUUUUCACCUCAGCAAUUUUAGACACCAUAUAAAUAGUGCCCCUUUAUGUAAUAGGCCUAUUUUGUGGGGAGACAAAGCGUACGAACAGUAUGUGGAGAGGGACGCUCACUUGGGAAAAGCUGGCAAAACGUGCGAAGGGCGUUCCAGGGGGAAGGGGCAUAGCACCUUGCUAGAAAAUUUUAUCCUUUCAGUAAUUCCUCAUAUAGCACACCAUGGAAACAAAAUUGCAAAUAAACUCAACAGGACGGUGCUGAAGUACAGUUUCUAUUCCAUUAUUGAAGAGCUCGAGAAUAAGGAUAAAUCUUGCUAUGUCUACCUGAGUAGCAACAACAAGAUGAGCGUAAUAAGUGUGAGCAAGUGCCCCAACCAGUUUUGCCUCCUAAAAGAAUUAAAAAAUGUCGCUCUUUUUGGCAGCCACAGGUAUGUCAAUUGUCCGCUAGUGAUUUAUCGGCAUGUAGGGUUAUCCCGUUUUUCAGAUGACCAUAAUUCCCACCUACAUCACACGGUGCACCACAUGGGAUUGUGUAUACACAUCGUGUGCAACCAAAUAUGGAAGGGGGAAAAAAAAAUGACGUUACCUAUCAAGGGGGAGACAAACACAUCACAGACAACAGGACAGGCGAAGUCGAAAAAAAUUGCAAGAAGCAAACGGAACACAAAUAAUGCCAAUUCGUUUCCAUCCCCGUCGUCAUAUGACAUAAUAAGCUUCAAAAUAAACAGCUACAUUAACACAAUUUUAUUUAAAUAUUUCAAACUGUACAGUGACGCAUACUCUUACAAGAAUGGGAAGUAUCAACCGGUGUAUGACUCAAAAUGGAGAAAAAAAAAACUUCGCGGAAUCAUCAUUAACAUUGUAACGAAAUACGUCUCGUGGAAUAUCUUAGCUACCAACAUUUUGGAAAUCGUUUUGUAUAAAUCGCUUAACAAACUGAAUGACCUCUAUGUUGCCGCUUAUAAAAUUAUUUAUAACUAUGUCACGAGGUUGAGUAAUUCUCCAUACUAUGGCAUCUUUACUCGAAAGGGCAGAGACGAUACCAUUUUGAAUAUAUCCGCCGCGGUUUUAUACUCCCUCUUUUUGUCCAGGCGGUACAGAGAGAGGAGCCCCACCAGCAGGUUAGAGGAUGCCUUGUUUCGUCGAGUGUUUGGUGUGAACGAUUCCAAUCUGGGUGAAGAACCAUAUUUGCGUGAAUAUAAGACAGCAGCGGGGGGGACGAAGCGGAAAGAUGGAGAGAAGAAAAACCGAGGGGAGGAAAAAUCGAACAAAAAAUUAAAGGAAAAAUUCAUUUCGUUUCUGAACGAAAUGGGCGCAAGUGUGUCCCCCAGCGACACGCCCAAAAUUGGCCUUCUCAAGGAAGGCGUAAAAGAUGAGCGCGUUUACUGCGCGGUGCUGCAUAUGUUGAGGCUGAAAGGGGGGGCGGAAGCGUCCAGGGGAGAGUCCAGAGGAGCGACCAAAGUUGCUGCCCACGAGGGAUCACCCCACGAAUUGUGCAACAACGCGACGGACGGACAAAUGCCCCCGUUCGACGUCCACACCGAUUACGCAUACAAAAUAAACUGCAACGUGUACUACGCUGGCCUAUACCUGCUGUGCGUGCUGAAGAAGAGGCACGUCUUCCACCUCAUGAUUCUCCUAAAAAUAUUGCGAAAGUUUUGCAAAUUUCACAUCGCAGAGGUUGUUAUUAACAUUAUAAGGAAGAUGGAUCCCUACGUCAGCGCCAUCCUGAUGUAUGCCCUCGGAAAUUAUAUGCCUCACGAUUUCAUGCACCUUUGCUUACCCAACCAGAGGUACAACGUUUGCUCCCUAUUCAUUAUUAAUAUACAGAACUAUUUGGGGAUAUACAACGUUCGGAAAUUUUAUUGCAUGUACUUUCUCUGUAUGAGUCUCAGAAAUAAUAUUAAGUAUGCGGAGGGCCUGAUCAAUUUCAUGUCCAUACUGUUUUAUACUCUGUUUGAAAAUAAGGAGAGAGACUACCCAAUUCAUUGCAACUAUUUUGGGCUGGAGGAAACAACAAAAAGAAAAAUCAUGGAGAACGCCUUAACAGGAACGAACAGCACUUGUACUAACCAUGACAAUUUUCUCUUUCUCCUUUUGUGCGCAAAUGCUUUUAACUACAUCAAAUUGGGGAAAGCAGAUGGGGUGAGUCUCUUCCAAUUUUUGUUAGGAAGUACCUACACCGGUGAUGCUAUGCUGAGCAGAAGAAGCCGCACCCCACAGAGUGGCAGCCAUAACCAGAACAAUCAUUAUGUACACGAUGAAGAGCCACUAUACACAGAGGGAAGAAAUAAAUUUUCCCUGAAAAUCAAAACCUUCGCUUUCAAAAAAUUCCAAAUGAACAAAAUUGUCUGCGAGUUUUUUUACAACCAGGAUGUGAUAACCUUUUUGUUAAACAAUAUGGAUUCGUUCGCUAAGCUGCAUACGUGUAAUUUCUCUAUCUUGGGGCGCGCCCCCAAUGAACGGGGACUCCGUGCUUCGGCGCCAGAAGACGAACAAAGUGUGGACCUCGCAGAAGUGGAAAACAUCUACGUCAGGUUUAUCCUGCUGGUACAAAACAUCGUGUGCUACUACAUUUACAACAUGCUGUGGUUCGAACUCUACUACUUUGUGACGGGCCUAAAGGUGGACAUUCUCUCCUUUUUCUCACAUUCGUACUUUUUCAAGUCGAGUUUGUUCCAGAACGUGUUUUGGGGAAUCUGCCCUGUUGACGUUUCUCUGCAUGGAUACACCGAUUGGGAAUUUCAUUUUGUAAAUUUAGACAACUCAGGAACGGUGCCACAUGGUAAUGAAUCAACCCACGUGGGUAGCACCAUAUGGGAAAAACAGACGGGACCCGUUGAGCACAGCCACGCGGAAAAGCAUCCUAGGCGAAAAGACAACAAUGGGUAUUGUAAAAAUAGCAAAGGAAACAAGCGAAAUGGCCCUAAGAUGAACCCCCCCAGCAGUAGUAAUAAAGACGGUCAUGAGGCGGAUCAUCCCAGUGGGGAGAAACUCCAGGGAGACGAUAAUCGUGACGGUGACGGAAACGCUUCUCCACCCCAAAACAUGUCGAGCACUUUCAAAGAGAACUAUCAAGAAUACACGAAAUAUAUGAACCAUAUGAAAAAGCUGGGAGCAAUUUUUGACAAAAUGGAAAAAGAAAACCAAGUUAUUAAUAAAUCUUUUUCACAGCAGGGAUCACAGAAGUGCUUUCUCAUCGACAUAUAUAAAUCGUUUAAGAGCCAUUUUAAUAUAAGCUUCUGGAGGACGAAGAAGGGGGACCUCAAAAGGAAGGACACGUCCAGCGUGGGCGAAGAAUACAUGCGCAACAUGUCCAAGACGGAAAUAGAAAAUGAAAAAAACAGAUAUCGCAGAAAUUUAUAUUCAUAUAAUAUAUACAAUAAACUCACAAAUUACACUUUUCUGGAAACGCAUUUUGCCCCAUCUGUUUAUAAAUAUAUACCUAUUUACAACACGUUAAAAUAUUUAUACUAUUUUUUUCGUGUGUGUAAUGUGAAGAAUACGGAACAUCCCAAGAGGUACUUAAAAUAUAAAAUUAAGAAAAGAAUUUACAAUUAUAUUUGUUCCACUAUUGUUGAUCUUAAAGGGAAAGCUAAGUGGGAUGAUAAAAAAGUUGGACAGAAAAAAAAAAAAAAAAAAUUUCAUUUAUUGAAACUUGCUGCAUUCACAAAAAUGACAUUAUCUGGUUUUUAUUAA
Plasmodium cynomolgi strain B is the source of this 8757-nucleotide messenger RNA. RefSeq lists its product as hypothetical. The record is from RefSeq and is a predicted model, not a curated record. Bases 1 to 8757 code for a protein of 2918 amino acids. The transcript is spliced from 2 exons. Lineage: Eukaryota; Apicomplexa; Aconoidasida; Haemosporida; Plasmodiidae.